AUGAAAAUUGCCAUCACUUCAUCUGUUUUCGCGGUUUCGUUCUUUGCUCGGUUAAUUACUGCUGCUUCGGCAACAUUUAGCUUGAAAGUGGAUGCACCAGACACUAAAGUCGAUGGUUUCAAUGUUUACCUUGACUCUGAUUACAGAGUCAUGUUAGCAAAAACUGAUCAAUCUCUCAGUGCCACGAUCCAGGAUGAUGGUACAUUGUUAUUGGACGAUGGUAAAACUAUGGGUAUCGGCAGAAAUUAUUUAUCUGCAAAAGCCAUAUCUAGCGCUUGGAUUGUGGCUGAACCAUGGGCAAUUGAAGGAGGUAAGCUAACGUUGUAUGGUGGCAACUUCCACUCUGUCUACUCCCGUUCUGAUGAUGUAUAUGUGUUAGGUUCCAGUAAUGCUGCUGCUGGUCGUCCUGACAUGAUUGAAGUCAAUAUCAUCCCAUUAAACUCUGAGGGUAAUGUUGUGGCAGACUACUCUGCUGGAUCAGUGUCCUCUUCUUUAGCAGCUUCUUCAGCAACCACUGUUUCCUCUUUUUUAAGCUCAACUACUUCAGUUAUUACGAGUUCUGAGAGUACUUCAGAACAAAGCAGUUCUGAAGUAGUUAAAUCAACCUUUUAUUCAUCAUCAUCAUCAUCAUCAUCAUCAUCAUUUUCACCAUCUUCUUCUUCUACUUAUAUUUCUUCAGAGAGUCAUUCGGAACAAAAUAAUUCCAAAGUAGUCAAACCAACGUCUAAUUCCCCAGAAAGUUAUUCGCAAUCUGCAACGUCAGAUGAAGCGGCUUCCUCCACUGAGGUAACUACUACCACCGGUACCUUUGAGACCCGCACAGAAAUGAAUACUGCUGAAAAGCCCUCAACCAUUUCCAAAUCGACCGCUACAUUCAAUGGAACUACAUCUUUUGAAGCGAUCUAUAGUGGUGCUGCUUUGAGGAAUGGCCUUGACUUCAGUGCUGUUUUGUUGGUUGCAUAUGCCUUAGUUUAA
Messenger RNA from Kluyveromyces lactis, 975 nucleotides. RefSeq lists its product as uncharacterized. The transcript has a single exon. Lineage: Eukaryota; Fungi; Ascomycota; Saccharomycetes; Saccharomycetales; Saccharomycetaceae. Bases 1 to 975 code for a protein of 324 amino acids. The record is from RefSeq and is a predicted model, not a curated record.